AUGGAGAAGUCUCUGGAGUUGGCCAACAUGACCAGAGUCCAGGAGUUUAUCCUGCUGGGUUUGUCCACUAGGGUGGGCAUAAGGGAUGCCCUGUUUGCUGUCUUCCUGACCCUUUACCUGCUGACGCUCCUGGAGAACACUGUCAUCAUCUACCUCAUCUACAGUCACAGUGAGCUCCGCAAACCCAUGUACUUCUUCCUGGGCAACCUGAGCUGUCUGGAGAUGUGCUACGUGUCAGUGACCAUGCCCAGCCUGCUCGCGGGGCUGUGGACUGGGCCCUGCCAUGUGCCCUUCGCAUUCUGCAUGACGCAACUCUUCUUCUUCAUCUCUCUCAUCUGUACUGAGUGCACACUCCUGGCUUCCAUGGCUUAUGACCGCUAUGUAGCCAUCUGCCGCCCACUCCACUACCCGCUGCUCAUGCGACCCCAGGUCUGCCUGGGCUUGGCUGUGUCCUCAUGGCUUGGUGGUCUUCUGGUCUCGGUGGCCAAGACCACAUGCAUUGCCAGCCUCUCCUACUGUGGUCCCAAUGUGCUUAACCACUUCUUCUGUGAUGUCUCCCCUCUGCUUAACCUCUCAUGCACCCACGUGGCCCUGACAGAACUGGUGGACUUCAUCUCUGCCAUCCUCAUCCUCUGGGGCUCCCUCCUGGUGGCCAUGGCCUCUUAUGUGGCCAUUGGUAGGGCUGUGCUUCGCAUGCCAUCGGCUGCGGCCCGUCGCAAGGCCUUCUCCACGUGCGCCUCCCACCUGGUAGUGGUGGGCAUCUUCUACUCAGCCACUAUCUUCAUCUAUGCCCGUCCCAGCCGCAUAGAAGCCAUGGACCUCAACAAGGUGUUAUCAGUCAUCUACACGGUGGUCACACCAAUGUGCAACCCAAUCAUCUACUGCCUACGGAACAAGGAGGUCCAGGGAGCUUUUCGUAGAACUCUGCAUAGGUCCUGA
Molecule: messenger RNA, 939 nt
Organism: Chrysochloris asiatica (Cape golden mole)
Lineage: Eukaryota; Metazoa; Chordata; Mammalia; Afrosoricida; Chrysochloridae
Product: olfactory receptor 5-like
Exons: 1
Coding region: 1-939 (312 amino acids)
Biological process (GO): G protein-coupled receptor signaling pathway
Cellular component (GO): membrane
Molecular function (GO): olfactory receptor activity; G protein-coupled receptor activity
Source: RefSeq, a predicted model, not a curated record